Emiliania huxleyi CCMP1516 is the source of this 647-nucleotide messenger RNA. RefSeq lists its product as hypothetical. Lineage: Eukaryota; Haptophyta; Isochrysidales; Noelaerhabdaceae. The record is from RefSeq and is a predicted model, not a curated record. The transcript is spliced from 4 exons. The annotation marks the transcript as partial. Gene Ontology annotation, cellular component: centrosome.
AUGGCCGCUGCCGCCGCUACUUCGGCCGCUCCCACCGCUCACGCCAAGGCGCCCCUCAUCAACGCCGCCGCCGCUCAGCUGCCUCUCUCGCGCGAUCUGCUUGCCUACUAUCAGUCGCGCGUCGCCGCCGCCGAGAAGGACAUGGUCUCGCUGCAGGGCCGGCUCGAGGAGGUGGAAAGGCACGUGGAGGCGGCACAGCAGAGCCGGCGCGACCUGCUGAGGCGGACCGACGAGGUGGCCGAGCUGCAGCGCGCGCUCUCCGACUCGCACGUCUUUGUAUGGGAGGCGCGCGACACGGCCGCACGGCUGCAGGCGGAGAACGACGGCCUCCGCAUACAAGAAGCGGAGGACCGGCGGAAGAUCCAGCACCUGCUGGCCCUCGUCGAGCCGCUCUCCUCCGACGCCGCUCUCCUCGUCCGCGCGCCGCUGCCGCCCAAAGCGGCGGGCGGAACACCCACCAGAGGAGCCGCCGGCGGCGGCGGCGGCGGCGGCGCGCCGCGGAUUGCGGGCGUAACAACCAGCCUCGAGGCGCCGGCGGGAGCGGCGCGCACGCUGAGCCGCGAGCUGGUGCCGGACGAGAAGCUCGACUCCCUGCUGCUGACGGUGGAGGCGCUGCGGGCGCAGCUGGACGAGAAGGAACGCAUCUA